Molecule: messenger RNA, 1118 nt
Organism: Grus americana (Whooping crane)
Lineage: Eukaryota; Metazoa; Chordata; Aves; Gruiformes; Gruidae
Gene: CA14
Product: carbonic anhydrase 14
Exons: 11
Coding region: 1-1083 (360 amino acids)
Cellular component (GO): plasma membrane
Molecular function (GO): zinc ion binding; carbonate dehydratase activity
Source: RefSeq, a predicted model, not a curated record
AUGCUGCGUGCCCUGCUGCUGCUGCUGGGGGGCCUGGCCCCUGCCCUGCCCGCUGGUCCCCACUGGGCGUACGAGGGUCCCCACGGUCAGCAGCACUGGCCCGAGGGGCACCCGGCGUGCGGGGGCCGAGCCCAGUCGCCCAUCGACAUCCAGACGCGGUGGGUGCAGCCGGACCCCUCGCUGCCGCCCAUCCGCCCCGUGGGGUACCGCCGCCCCGGCACCCCGGCCUUCACCCUCGCCAACAACGGCCACACCGCGGUGCUGGCGCUGCCGCCAUCCCUCCGGCUGCAGGGGCUGCCCCGCAGCUUCGCCGCAGCUCAGCUCCACUUCCACUGGGGCCGGCCCGGCCGCGCCGGCGGUGCUGAGCAUCUUCUCGACGGCCACCGCGCUCCCGCCGAGCCCGGGGGUCACGGGCUGGGGGGGGGGGGUUCCCUGCUCUGCCCCCAGAUGCACGUGGUGCACUACGACGCGGAGCGUUACGCCAACGCCAGCGAGGCGCAGCACCACGCCGGCGGGCUGGCCGUGCUCGGUGUCCUCCUGGAGGUGGGUGCUGACCCCCACCCCGCCUACAACAACAUCCUGAACCAUCUCGGGAGCAUCCGCUACGCAGGGCAGACGACGGCCAUCCCCUCCUUCAGCGUGCAGGACCUGCUGCCCCCGCGCCUGGACCUCUACUAUCGCUACAACGGGUCCCUCACCACCCCCCCGUGCUUCCAGGGUGUCCUCUGGACCCUCUUCCAGCAGCCCGUCCGCAUCAGCCUGGCCCAGCUGGAGCAGCUCCAGGGAGCUCUUUAUGCCACGGAGGCGGCCGAGCCCGAGCCCCAGCGCCUGGUGGAUAAUUUUCGGGUCCCGCAGGAGCUCAAUCAGCGGCCGGUGCUGUCGUCCUUCCCCAGGGGGCCCAAGGGGUAUUCGACAGGUGAAGUCGUCGCCAUCGUCUUCGGCGCCAUCUUCGGCUGCCUCGGCCUCUUCCUCGUCGUCCACUUUGUGGCCAAGAGGAUGCGAGCGAGGAGGGUGCAGGAGCAGGACGUCGUGUUCAAAGCCUCCUCCCGCCGUGCCCCCGACGACGACGGCCCCCGCCCUUGAACCCUGCCCCGGGCUGUGGGGGGCCCCCCCCCCCC